UUUACAACAUUCAAAAUGAAAUUGUUCGUGGCUUUGCUUAUUCUGCCUUUUGCAUGUGCAAACAGUUUAGAUGACUGGUCUCCUUACGGAUACAUUUCAAAAUACGCGAUCCCAUUUGCAGAGAAACUUCAAAAGGCUGAAGAUGCUGCCGUAAACAACCUCUCUGGAAGGAUUGUAGGAGGUGAAGCUGCUCAGCUUGGAGACCAUCCCUAUCAAGCUGGCAUGAUUUCGGAUAUUGUCAAUAUGACGGGACGUGGCGUUUGCGGAGGUUCACUGCUUUCUGCCAACAAAGUACUAACGGCUGCCCACUGUUGGUACGAUGGUCGCAACCAAGGCUGGAGGUUCACGGUCGUUCUUGGUUCCGUAUACCUUUUCCAUGGAGGAGCGAGGAUCCAGACUUCAGAUGUGCAAACGCACCCAUUGUGGUUCCCAUUGCUGGCCCGCAAUGACGUUGCUAUGGUUACUCUUCCAGAAAACAUUGCCUUUACAGAUAAUAUUAGCCCUGUGUCUCUACCAAAUAUUCUGGAAAGUUUUGAAACCUUCGCCGGUGAACAAGCCACAGCAUCUGGAUAUGGAUUAACUGUAUCAGGCGGAAAUCUUUAUCAGAACCAAUCUCUGAACCACGUCACUCUCCGAGUUCUUUCCAAUGACGUGUGUAGUUCGUUCUUCCCUAUUCACGUGGUCGAUUCCACGAUUUGCACCAGCGGACUUGGAGGAACUAGUACCUGCCAGGGUGACUCUGGUGGUCCACUUGUAGUUCAGAGAGGAGACAGGCGUGUGUUGAUUGGUGCCACGUCAUUUGGUAUCGCUCUAGGCUGUGAUAUUGGCUUCCCCGCUGCCUAUGCUAGAGUAACCUCCUUCCUCAACUUCAUCAACGCAAACAUCAGAAAAAUGCAACUAUUAAUUGUAUUAUUAGCUUUGGUUUCAAUCGCCUUUGGUGCGGGUGUACCAACAUGGAAUACCGCGUACGGUUACUUGACAAGGUUCGGGAUCCCAGAAGCCGAGAGAAUUCUGAAAGCUGAAGAAUCCAUCAAUGAGCUGGAACAAGUAACCAGAAUAUCUGGAGGGGUACCAGCUGCACUUGGGCAAUAUCCUUAUCAGGCUGGCAUCAUAUCUGAGAUAAAAAACACCGAAAGCCGCGGUAUGUGUGGUGGCUCCUUGGUAUCAGAAACAAAAGUCCUUACAGCUGCACAUUGCUGGUAUGAUGGUAAAAACCAGGCCUCGAAAUUGACUGUGGUUCUAGGAUCAGUGUAUCUAUUUAAGGGAGGUAUCCGGCUGGAGACAACAGAUGUUCAAACUCAUCCACAUUGGUCACCGUUAUUGAUUCGUAAUGAUAUAGCUAUGGUAACACUGCCACAAAAAGUAGCUUUAUCAGAUGCUGUGGCUCCGAUCGCUCUGCCGAAUGAAGUACAGGCUGGUGAAACCUUUGUUGGAGCCUUCGCUGUGGCAUCGGGUUAUGGAAUCACUUCCAAUGAUGAAAAAGUCACUACAAACCAAAGUCUUAACCACGUACGUUUGCGUGUGAUCACAAGAGCUGUAUGCUCUAUGGCUUUCCCCUUCAUCAUCCAGGAGUCACAUCUGUGCACCAGCGGGGUUGGAGGCGUUAGCACUUGCGGUGGAGAUUCUGGUGGACCUCUGGUUGCCGGUGACGGUGACUCACGAAUCUUGAUCGGAAUAACAUCAUUCGGAUCAUCUUUGGGCUGCCAAUUUGGUCUUCCUGCAGCCUAUACAAGAGUAUCAUCGUUUUUAGAUUUUAUAAAAGGAAAACUUUAAAUGGCGAUACACCAAGAGCUUUUAUUUAUAAUGAUAAUUUUUAUCUAGAAAAAUGUAAAGAUUCAAAAUUAAAUUCUACAAAAAUAAUAAAAGAAAAUAAUAUACCUAUAUUAGUAAAUAUGUUUUUUUUAUUAUCCGCUAAGUAAUUUUAACUGAUUACGAUAGAUUUAGGUAGAUAUAUAAUAUAAAACCUAUGUAAAAUAAAACCGUAUAAAAUUAUUUAUUUUCGCAGACUAUGCGAGCCAUAUACGGAUACAACUCUGGUAAACAAUAACUUGUUUAGUUUACUAACUAAAAAUUACUUACAAUGCACCUAAUUGUUACUAACUCAUUAAACAAAAUUUGGUCUGAAAUAA
Pieris napi is the source of this 2129-nucleotide messenger RNA. Its product is annotated as transmembrane protease serine 9-like. The record is from RefSeq and is a predicted model, not a curated record. The transcript has 10 exons. Gene Ontology annotation, biological process: proteolysis. Bases 16 to 1773 code for a protein of 585 amino acids. Gene Ontology annotation, molecular function: serine-type endopeptidase activity. NCBI's taxonomy places the organism in Eukaryota, Metazoa, Arthropoda, Insecta, Lepidoptera, Pieridae.